Molecule: messenger RNA, 1530 nt
Organism: Aspergillus aculeatinus CBS 121060
Lineage: Eukaryota; Fungi; Ascomycota; Eurotiomycetes; Eurotiales; Aspergillaceae
Exons: 1
Coding region: 1-1530 (509 amino acids)
Source: RefSeq, a predicted model, not a curated record
AUGACAACUCAAACCAACAGCCCUAUGUCUUGCACAAGCAAAAAGCGAGGACUCACCUGCGAUGAGGAGCCUGGUCGGGCGUCCAAAAGACCCAGGACUGGCUCCAACAAACCGCCGCCUAUAAGGCUCAACGAGUCCGCUCGCCAUGCCGCGGCGCCUUUGAGUGCACCACUACUUGGCACUCGACCGUCCUUCGACCUUUCAGAGUACGGCAUUGCGGCUCUGCCUCAGCUGCCCUACAAAGACGAGGAGGCUGCACCGGACUCAGUCCAUGUUCAAUGGACCUUACGAGCCCCGGUCCGGUGUCACCGGGUCCCAGCUCGGCGACACAGCCUCGGUGAACCACGACAGAUGAAUGUUCCUGUUCGUGUCCAUGUCCUAAGACUGCAGCCCAUCGUGCUCUGCAGCGUGCAGCAAACCAUCCCCAAAGCUGCGGUUCUGCACUCCGUAGCCGUGACCAGCCCCAUCACUUUCAAUCGCCCUAACCAUCCUCCCCAAAGCAUCCCCGCGCCCGAUCCCACCCUCCUCGAGGCCCUACGCACCCAAAUCCCGAGGGAGAUCCUCCCACUUGCCGCCCGGCUGUACGGACUCCUGUACCCUCGCGAAUGCCCCGAGACGGACCCCACGACCUGCGAAUGCCACCUGGCCCAGAUGCAGGGCUGGUCGUCGUCUCCAACCACCGACAUCCGCCAACACCUCCUCACCUCCGACCCCACGGCCCUAACGAUCAUAACCAAGUUCCACACCAACAUCAUGCACUUCGUCGAAGACUACAUGACCCAGACCUGGUCCACCUUCGCCCACCGCUUCCCCUCCCUGACCCCCACACCGCCCCCCUCCCGCCCGGAAUACCUCCGCGUCCUCCGCACCUUCUAUCUCCACGAAAUCUGCACCCGGGAGAUGGCCCUCACGCGCCGCCAGAUCCCGACCCGCGGUGCCGCGCGGGGGUUCGUGAAGGAGAGAUACAAAGCCUGCCUGGACGCCUCCUGGCGCCACCAGAUCGCCCAGCUGGCCGCCUGGGAAGCGGAGCAGCUGUUCUGCGUGGCCACGUAUCUGCGGGGCGUGUUCGACGCGCUCCUCGACCGCGCGCUGGACCGCGCGCGGCUGCAUCGCCUCGAGGACGGGAUGCGCCCGCUGCCCCCCGACGAUGGCCAGUUCCAGGGCAUGGCCUUGCUGUACCGCGCGUGCGCGGAACGGGACCCCGUACAGAGGGAAAAAAUGCUGCAGGCGGCGGAUCGCGGGUGCCUUUGGGUGGUUACGAGUCAGAAUCUGGGGAAUUUCCUGCGGACGGUCGGCGGACAUCGGACCGCGGUGCUGUGGACGGGGGGUCGGUUUCGCGAUGAUGGCUGCGGGGCGCAGGCGGCGUGGCGAUGGGCGCUGGGGAAGGCCGAGUGGACUGUCUUGGUGGGGCGGAGGCGCACCGCUGAGGCCAGGAGGUGGGGGUAUGUGUUUCUGGAUCGGGAGCGGUUGGUGGGCCAUGGGGUCUUGACGGGGCCGUUGGUGCGGAGUGGCGGGGUGCGUGAUGAGUGA